Ochlerotatus camptorhynchus is the source of this 1072-nucleotide messenger RNA. RefSeq names its product cuticle protein 19-like. The record is from RefSeq and is a predicted model, not a curated record. The transcript has 2 exons. NCBI's taxonomy places the organism in Eukaryota, Metazoa, Arthropoda, Insecta, Diptera, Culicidae. The coding region runs from base 83 to 655 and encodes 190 amino acids. Gene Ontology annotation, cellular component: extracellular matrix.
ACAGUCGUGUGUUUUCCAUCGGUAAAGAAACAAUAGUCAGCUCCGAUUCAAAGGCGGAUCAGCACCCCAGAAAGAAGAAGAAAUGGCGUUCCUGUUCAAAACUAUCAUCUGCGCAACGUUGCUGUCGCUGGCCGUGGCCGAGUACAGUGUGGAGGAGGAGCACCAACACCAUCAGCCGGGAUUCUCGUACGCCAAGUUCAGCGGCCCGGUCAGUGGACCGGCCCAUGAGGUUCACAUCGUGGACAAGCACGGACACGGACACACCGUUGACUACGUGGCCAAGCCGGACUAUCAGUUCGAGUACGGAGUCGAAGACCCCAAGAGCAAGGUGUCGCAGAGCCGCAAGGAGCAACGCCACGAGGAUGAUCUGCACGGCGAGUACCAGGUCCAGCAGCCGGACGGCAAGCUGCGAGUCGUCAAGUAUAGCGCCAACAAGCAUUCCGGAUUCCACGCUGAAGUGUUGAUCGAUGGAAAACCUUUAUAUGAAGAAGAACUGGCCAAGCUGGCCCAUGAUGCCCAGGAGCAGGCCGCUAGGGCGCACGAACACCACGAGGAACCAGCUUCGUACGGUGGCCAAGAAGAGCAGACCUACGGAGGUGGCGAGGCGUCCGCGUCCUACGGCGGCGAAGAGGGUGGCGAAGAGUACUACCAUUAAGGCACGAUGCAAUCCGAUUUAGAAUACUUAUUCGAUCUUGUUCCUCGCUGAAAACAAUACUCUAUUUAUUUUUAAGGAUCGUCACUUUUUAAAACGUCUAGUCGACACUUUCAACCAAAACGAAAAGCUAAUUGAGAUUGGAAACACCCAAAUACUACUUCGCGCUUCGAAUAGCUCUAUGCUUUUAACUGAUGCAACACAAUAAGCUCAUACCUUAAAUGUGAUAAAACAUAUACUUUCAAACAGUAGAACCGAACAGUACUCGUAGUACGCCGCCUUCCGAUGGCCAAUGUUGUUCGUAUGAAUCUAAAUGAUACCCAACGAAACAAAAAAACGAAAAAACCCAUCAUUGUUAAUUAGUUUGUUACGAACUUGUGUAAAUGUAUAGGAUAAGAUUUUAACGAAAAAGAGAGCCCG